Rubroshorea leprosula is the source of this 1183-nucleotide messenger RNA. NCBI's taxonomy places the organism in Eukaryota, Viridiplantae, Streptophyta, Magnoliopsida, Malvales, Dipterocarpaceae. The record is from the annotation of a GenBank genome assembly.
AUCAGCUUCUCAACAUUCACACACAGUUUGUGGAAUCGCCAACUAGCCAUUGUUUUGUACUGGCUAUCAAUGAAGACUUGCAUGCUUAUUAAAUUAUGCUUGUUGCAUGGAGGGAGACAUUCAUUUUGCCAUGUGCUUUGAUCUGUCUUGGUCAUUGUUAGAGGGUAUACCACAACAAAUUAAGUUAGGUGGAGCGUUUACAAUUGCGUUUCUUCUCUGCAAUGCAAUUACUUCAACUGGGGUUAAGAAGGGUGAGCUGUUUUUGGCAGAUGUUAGCACUCAGCUGAAGAACAAGAAUAUCACAACUGAUGUGAAAGUGGAUACUAAUUCCAAUCUUAUUACAACUGUUACUGUUGAUGAACCUGCACCUGGAUUGAAGACGAUCUUUAGCUUUAUUGUACCUGAUCAAAGAUCUGGCAAGGUGGAACUGCAAUACCAGCAUGAGUAUGCAGGAAUAAGCACUGGCAUUGGAUUGACGGCAAAUCCCAUUGUUAAUUUCUCUGGUGUGGUGGGAAACAAUGUUCUCUCCCUUGGAACUGAUCUUUCAUUUGACACUGCUACUGGAAACUUUACCAAAUGCAAUGCUGGGUUGAGUUUCACUCAUGCUGACCUCAUUGCUUCCUUGAAUUUGAACGAUAAAGGUGACACCCUUAGUGCUUCUUACUAUCACAUUGUCAGCCCAUUGACUAAUACAGCUGUUGGUGCAGAGCUGAGUCAUAGCUUUUCAAACAAUGAGAAUUCUCUGACAAUUGGAACACAGCAUGCCCUUGACCCCUUGACUGUAGUCAAGGCUCGAGUAAAUAACUAUGGCAGAGCAAGUGCUCUCAUUCAGCAUGAAUGGCGUCCAAAAUCUCUCUUCACCAUAUCGGGUGAGGUAGAUACCAGAGCAAUUGAGAAGAGCGCCAAGAUUGGACUGGCGUUGGCACUGAAGCCAUAGGCUGAGUCACUAUUAUUGCAUAAGUGAAAUGCAAGCCUUCAUUUUGAGUUGAGGGCCCUGCUAAACUUCCAUGAAAUUGGAUGGCUACAGUUACACAAAUAAUUACUGUUAACCGACAUUGGUGAUUUGUUUUAUUGAAUUUCUAUUGAAGUGCAUUACGGUUUUGUUGAACUAGUUUAAUGAUUUCUUACUCAUGAUCUUUUACUUUCAGCAAAAAGAGAUUAUCAAUGAACUACUUUAGUCGUU